Messenger RNA from Teleopsis dalmanni, 1140 nucleotides. RefSeq lists its product as uncharacterized. The record is from RefSeq and is a predicted model, not a curated record. The coding region runs from base 151 to 969 and encodes 272 amino acids. The transcript is spliced from 11 exons. NCBI's taxonomy places the organism in Eukaryota, Metazoa, Arthropoda, Insecta, Diptera, Diopsidae.
AAUUUUAAAUGGAAAAAAGUUUCAAAUAAUUUUCGGCUCAAUUUUAAUCAUGUUUAAAUAUUUGUAGUAACGUCUAAUCAAUUGUAAAAGUUGUCAGUCCCUUUAAAAUAAAACUGGAAAUAAACAUUUUGCUUAUGAAAUAUCGUAAAAAUGGGUAGUCGAGACGGUUGCUCUCCAUAUGCUGGAGCGUAUCCUCAAAGACGACCAGAACCUCGAAUAAAUUGUACUCCUGGGGGAGGUGUAAGAAUGCCUUAUUAUAAUGGUCCCUGCCCACGUCAGGGAAUGUAUCCACAAGGAUCAGCAGGACCAAUGCCACAAAAUGAUUGCUUUGGUGACGACGAUGAUGGUGAUGACGAUGAAAUGGAUGACGAUGAUGAAGGAGGAGCUUGCGCGCUUCCAGAUGAUAUAUGUCCAUUGCAGAACGUAAGAUCUUCACAACCACCUCCUAAAAACAUGACUGCAGAACAAGAGGAAUUAAGGUCAUAUGAAGCGAAAGUUUCACAGGAAUUGAUAAGGGAUAACUAUUGCCCCGGCACUAUACAAGAUACAACAAAUAGACAAGUUGACUUUAAUAAAAAAGCAUUUAGUUUAGCUCUAAAAGGUGACCAAAUAAGAAGGGAACUACCAUCUCCAGAGCCAAUAACAUUAAUAGAAGCUUUUAUCAGACGUUAUAGAUACGAUAAGAAAAUGAUUUUCAAGGAACAAAUAGAAAACGUGAAAGAUGGAUCAGGAGCAGUGGUUGAUGAACAAAUGAGACUAGUAGAUGAUUACUUUAAAACGCAACACAAUACGGAAUUAACCAGGGCCUUAAAGUCGUUUAUAAAAGCUGAUAAAAUAUAUAGUAUUUCGCAGUCGUCGGCUGAUUCAAAACCAUUCGAUCUAGAAUUGUAUAAUGGUAUUCUUCAACGCGAAAAUAUUGAAAUCAAAGUUUAUUCCGGCAAUACUAAACCAGCCGAAGGGGGUCAAUAAUUCAAACAAAAAAUGGGGAUAUGGACAUAACAAAAAAAAAUAAUGGGAUCUACUAAAAAGGCGUACCUUCAAUAACUUUACAAUACAUUUUACUAACUGAUUAAAAUAAUCAAAAUUAAAAUAAAAAUCAAUAGUUUCACAAAAUAGACAUAAUAUUGAGCAAUAAUUAUA